AUGAAGAGCUGGCUGUCCACCCGCAAGACGGCGCUGUUUCAGGGCGCCAGCGACAUGAUAAACACGGCGACGAGCAACGUCAUCACGCCGAACACGAUCCCGCAGUUCGUCAUCCCGAACCGCUGCGACGCCGGCAGCAACGAGAGCAUGCUCAGCGAGGUCGGCGGCCAGGAGAGCGACGAGCAGCUGAGCGUUUGCAGCAGCGUCGGCUCGUUGCGACACAAUCCGACCAACCUGACGCUCGAGCUGCCCGAGGAUCGCGCGCAGCCCGUCAACGAGGAGCCGCGCUCGUGUCCGUGCAGUCCCGUUAUCAAGUACCGCAACGAACCGAAGCGAGAGUUCAGCUCGGCCGAGUGCCUGCGCGCGCUCGUCUACGUCACGCAGCGCAUACGACGCAAGAGCGCGUCGCCGCUGCGAGGCGGCGCGUCGCAGGCCAGUCUGUCGCCCGACGCCGAGCAAGCGACGAACCGCAGCGGCCGCCUGCUGUCGAUCGGCGCCGACCAGUGCGUCCGACAGCGAUCCGGAUCCGAGUCGCAGCUGAAGCUGAUGGCGACGCGGCGGGCGAGCUCGCUGAAGCCAGACGAGGUCGGCGCGCAGGACCCCCAGCGCAACAAGUCGGCCAGCUUCAGCAUCUCGGAGCCGCUGCGCAACGUCUGCCUGCGGUCGGCGCUCGAAAAGGACGUCGACCUGCAGCGCCAGCUGGCGAGCAAACUCGCCAAGAAGUGUCCGUCGUCGCCCGGCGGCCGACAGAGGAGCGACAGGCGAGAGAAUAGCUCGCUGCGGCGUCGGCAGUCGUCGCUGACGAGCACCGACGAACGGCUCUACCUCGCCGGCUCCUCCUGUCCGCAGGUGAAGAUCGAGAAGAGCGACUCGAUUGACCACAACGGCUUCAACGCCGCCGACGUCGGCUUCCCAUUUCACGGCAUGCCGCUCUACAAGAGCCAGUCGCAGGACUCUCGUCUGUCGGAGAUCGACGAGCCGUUGGCGGCGAAGCUGACGAUUGCUAACUCGUACAACGGCGUCAUCAAGUACUCGCUGCAGUACCUGCCAGGCAGCGAGCAGCUGAAGGUGCUUGUUUUGAACGGGGUCGACGUCGGCGGCCAGCAUCGAGUGCACGCCGUCAGCAGCUGCGUGCGCCUCUGCCUCAUGCCAGGCAAGCUGCAGAAGACGACGACGCGCACGAUCAAGAACACGCAGGUGCCAAACUUCGACGAGGAGUUUCACUUCGCCAACCUGACGAUAGAGAUGCUGCCGCAGCUGCAGCUGAAGCUGAAGGUGAUCAACAAGGAGAGCCAGUUCACGAAGCCCGAGAUUCUCGGCGAGGUGUGGGCGAAGCUAGAUCCCGUCGAUCUGACUACGGAAACUAUCUUUAAAAGUCGCCUGAAGCCAAGGUCGUCCUUGUUGCACGAUGUGGCAACAUAA
This is a messenger RNA of Priapulus caudatus, 1422 nucleotides long. Its product is annotated as C2 calcium-dependent domain-containing protein 4C-like. The transcript is spliced from 2 exons. The coding region runs from base 1 to 1422 and encodes 473 amino acids. Lineage: Eukaryota; Metazoa; Priapulida; Priapulimorpha; Priapulimorphida; Priapulidae. The record is from RefSeq and is a predicted model, not a curated record.